Conger conger (European conger) is the source of this 8205-nucleotide messenger RNA. Its product is annotated as protein prune homolog 2-like. NCBI's taxonomy places the organism in Eukaryota, Metazoa, Chordata, Actinopteri, Anguilliformes, Congridae. The transcript has 14 exons. The coding region runs from base 164 to 4747 and encodes 1527 amino acids. Gene Ontology annotation, biological process: apoptotic process. Gene Ontology annotation, cellular component: cytoplasm. The record is from RefSeq and is a predicted model, not a curated record.
CAACCCCUUUAAUGCCAGUGAGACCGGGAAGCACCUGGAUGACUCAGAGACCGUUGAUGUUCAACCCGCCUCCCCAAAUCAGGAGCCUCAUACUCUACCUUCACUUGGUGCUGAGGUGUGGGAGAAACAGGAGGAAGGGACUGACUUCUCUGCAAAAGACAGAAUGUUCUUCCAUCAAAAUGCAGACAAUAAAUCACCUGCAAGCGUGGAACUGUCUGCUGUGGAUGACAAAGUCUGGCGAACACAGGGGGUGGAGCCAGGUGAGAAUGCAGAGCCACUGAAGGAUGAAGAGAGAGACUUGUGGCGAUUGGCUGAGAAUCACAUGCCUGUCAAACAAGGCAGCCUUGAAAAGGAGAGCCAUCUGCCUGAAGAUCCAUCUGUGCCUGCAGCAUCCAAGGACUGCAAAGAUGCUCUGAUGACCAUGGUGUUGGAAACAGGCUCCCAACAGGAGCUCAGUGAUUUUUCCCACAAUGGGAUGAUCGUGCCCGAUAUUUCCAAGACACGUCCACUGGCAUUUCCGGUGAACAGUAAUGAGGUCAUGGCAGAAGUUGCAACAGAAAGUGUCAAACCCUCCCAUGGUAAAGAGUUGGGCCCAAGCCCUGACAGUGCCCACAUGUGGAACCCCUUUGUCCAGAUGACACAGCCGGCUGAAACCUAUGACAACUGGAACCCAAAUCUGCCCGUCUCGGAUGAGUGGAACGCCGGAAUGCUGGGGGACCUCCAGCUGACCCCACCCGAGGAGGAUGCACCCUUCAAAUCCCUGAGUGUGGGGGAACCCAUUCCUCAAAAAGCCCCUGCCAGGCUGGUCGGAAAGAUCCCACUCACCCCCGAGACCUCGAAGGAAGAUACGUCCCCAGAACAGGACUUCUGGAGCUACUCGGCUCAGAGGGGGCUCCUGAAGGAAACUGCUGCCCCUUACCCAGAAUCCCUUGGGUUGUGGAAUACCACCAUCCGGGAUGACAGCCAGUCCACCCUCAGCACCCCAGAUGGACCUGACUCCUCUGAACGCUCAGACUCGUUUCAGGGUCCCCCCAGACCUGGGGCAUCCCUAGACAGCCCAGGGGAGAGUGCCCAGGAGAGCAUGGGUAUGUGGAACACCACCAUCCAGGAGGCCAGCCCUGAGAGCGGGGUUCAUGCCCCCCAUGAGGCAGUUAGGCUGACCAAAGUGGAGGAGCUGAACACAGAAACAAGGAUCGCUGAGCCAGGUGAGUCAAGUGACACUCAGGUGACCUGGAAGCUUGAUAAAACUCUGGCACAGCUCAGCGACUAUAGCCAUGCCCAGGAUGACAAUGUCGCAACCAAGAUCCAAGGCUUCCCAGAUCAUCUGUCAGUAGAACCUUCUGCUUGGACCAAUAAGCCUUCACCUGGCAGCAUGGUGAAGUCGGUCUCGGAGUAUGACAACGUGGGCCCUGGAUCGCUGUGGUACCAGACCUCGCCUGAGCUUGAGGCCUGCCAUGAGGUGAGCUUGUCCACAGAUCCUGAGGAUUCAGUGGAGUUCACUGAAGAGUGCCACUCUGUGGCAGCCCACAGCGGUACACCAGGGUUUCAGGCCCCAGCCAACACCCUCCAGGAUCGCGUUGAUGAUUCCACAGAUGAGUCCAGCUGCCAUUCCCCAUUUGUGCUGCUGGGCAUCACGCCACCACUGGGGGGCGCUGCAUUUCCUCAUAACCAGCAGGAGGACACGCCGCUUUCUGCUUCUCCUUUAUGUGAUGAGUUCCCCCAAACGCCACACAAGCAGCAUGAUGGUGAGACUGCACUCUCCAGCGCCCUUUCUGGUGAAGACAGGUAUUCUGACUUUUCCUCUCUGGGGAAGUUGGAGAAGGUGAAGCUACCAGCCAAAGAAGCUGAGUAUGAGGGAUAUUUGGACGCUCCACAUGAGGCAGGACUGACACCAGACUCCGCUCCGUCACUGGUAGCUUCGGCUAGCCCAGGGUGGAGGGAAGCCGACUCCCUGGAAGGUAGCAAGGCCAGCCCUGACCCACUGCAGAGAAGCAGCCGGGAGGACCUGAGGUCCAACUCUGAUGGCGACUCGUCAGGUCUGGAGAUGGAUUACAUCAUGGUUUCAGGCAGGGGGACUGUCAGAGAGGCUGCCGACAUCGGCCUUACGUAUGACCAAGCACACUUACCACGUACAUGCCUUACUAACCAUGAUAGUGCUGAUCAAAUCACCCCUUACGAGUCAAACACUGAUGCGUACAGCCCUGACCAAUCAGACAAUGAUAAAAUUGACACUUGUCUAUCAAACGCUGAUGCAUUCAGACCUUACCAAUCAAAUACUGAUGUAAUCAUACAUCACAACUCAAGCACUGAUAUAAAUAGCCCAGAGGAAUCAAAUACUGAUUUCAAAGGAGCCAACCAAUUAAACCAAUAUGCAAUGAGUCCUCACCAAACAAACACAGAUGCACAUAGACCUUACCAAUUAAAUAUUGCUUUGAACAGCUGCAACCAAUCAAACACUGAUUCGCUCAAUCCUUACCAAUCAAACACUGAGACACAAAGACCUCACCAAUCAAACAAUGAUGCAACCAGCUCUGACCAAUCUAGGAUAGAUGCAGUCAGACCUUACCAGACAAAUAUAGAUUUAAACAGCCCUGAGCAGUUACACCUAUAUGCACACAGACCUGACCGAUCAAGCAUUAAUGCGACCAGCCUUUACCCUACAAACACAGAUGUUGUCAGUCCUUAUGAAUCAAACCUUGAUGUAAUUGACCCUAACAAAUCAAGUACUGAUGCUUACUGUGCCUGUCAACCAAAUAUGGAGGAGCACAUUCCUGAUAAGUUAAGCCCCGAUGAAAGCAACCUUUACCAGUUAAACAAAGAUCUAAGCAGCCUGCUCCAAUCAAACACAGAUCUAAACAUCCCUGACCAAACUACUGUGAAAUUAAACAGCUCUGACCGAAGGUACACGGGUGUAGAUCACCAAUCAGAUGAAAGCUUGAGCAGUGAAUCAGAGGUGCAUGUAUGCAAGUCGAACACAGUAUCUACAGUGGGUAGAAACAGCCCUCACCAAUCAGUCAGCGAUUACCAAAGGAUCCCAGAUAUGGGCAGCAGCUCUGCAGUCAGGGAGCCCUUUGGUCAAAGAGCCAAAGAGGAGAUCUUCGUCAGGUCCCAGGUUUCCCUGGAGGGGCGAACCCCAGGCGGGCCACAGGGCGGUCCAGAAGAAUCCCCCUCACCUGCCGACAGCUCGGGCACAGCCGACACCCCGCAGAGCGAUUCUGGGGGUUCGAUGAGGGAAGUGGGCUCGCCGUUCGCCGGCGACCUCACAGGGGAUGCAGACGGGUUCUUCCUGCACCAGCCCGGGCUGCCCUGCGGCGCUGGGGACCAGAGCAGAGGCCCCGGUCUCACGGUCCUGGGCCCAGACUGCGCUGGGUUACGGCGGGGAGCGGAGGAGCCAGUGGCAGGCCACCUUCUUCAAGACCGAGGAAAACACCCAGAGGAACAGCCAAUGGGAGACCAGCUUUGGCCAGGGUUGAAGGAGGACCCAGCGGAACAACCACUAGCAGACCAGCUUUGGCCAGGGGUGAGGGAGCUCCCAGGAGGACAGCCAACAGGAGAGACAGUAGAAGAAGAGUCACCUGAACCAGCCAAGGAAUCUGGGGGUUUGUGGACUCAGAAAUGCAGUACUAAUGUCAUCGUCAUGGUGACGGAGCCCGAACACACCCAGGAUGUCUCUCCAAGGUCUGCACUGGAUGAUGGGAUGGACCCGUAUGAAGAGGACAGCAUAAGUCCCGACGGAGCUGAUAAUAGACCAGCACCCCCCUCCUCUCUGGACCUCCCUGGGGGGAACCCCCAGAGGAAGAAGCUGUCAGCUCCAGAGAUAAACCUGUCCCUGGACCACAGCGAGGGCUCCAUCUUGUCGGACGAUGCGCUGGACACGGGCGAUGACCUGGACACGGGCGAUGACCUGGACAUCAACGUGGAUGAGCUGGACACGCCCGACGAGGCCGACUCGCUGGAGUACACCGGCCACAACUCUGAGCUGGAGUGGCAGGGAUCCCAGGCAGCUGGUCCAGAGGCACCCCUGGAGGCCCAGGCUAUCCCAGAGUACACUGCAGAGGAGGAGCGGCAGGAUUCCCGGCUCUGGAGGACCGUGGUCAUUGGAGAGCAGGAACACCGCAUAGACAUGCAGAGCAUCGAGGCCUACCAGAAGGUCAUCUCCCACGGAGGUUACUAUGGAGACGUCAACGCCAUCAUCGUCUUCGCCGCGUGCUUCCUCCCGGACAGCGGCAAGGAGGACUAUCAUUACAUCAUGGAGAACCUCUUUCUGUAUGUGAUCAGUACACUGGAGCUGAUGGUGGCGGAGGACUAUAUGAUUGUGUACCUGAAUGGAGCCACGCCCAGGAGGAGAAUGCCAGGACUGCGCUGGCUAAAGAAGUGCUACCACAUGAUAGACAGGAGACUGAAGAAGAAUCUUAAAUCCUUUAUCAUCGUUCACCCCUCCUGGUUCAUCAGGACCAUCCUGGCAGUCACCAGACCAUUUAUCAGCUCCAAGUUCAGCAGUAAGAUUAAAUAUGUGAACAGCCUAGAUGAACUUCGCCAGAUCAUCCCCAUGGAGUAUGUGCACAUUCCCGAGAGCAUAGUCAAGUACGAAGAGGAAAGGGGCGUUAAGCCGUUUGUAUGCAUGAGACUGGAUGAAGAGCUGAAAGAGCAAGCGGAGGCCGCAAAGUACAGCAGUUUCCUAAAUGGUGGAGAGGCAGCAGCAGGGGCUUCGCAAAUCGAUAGGGCAGUCAACAGCAGCGAUUCCUAGAGGCAGCUCCCUCCAGACGCAGAGACCCCUGGCGUACCAACACUCUUUAGCUCCACAGCCCUCUGUAGCAUACUGUGGUACAGUAGAUAUUAAGUACCAGGUACCUGUUAAAUAUGUUGAGUCAUGAUAAUUCACUGUAAUGAUAAAUCGUAUCAAACCCGCAAUUGCUUAUCUUUUUUUUUUAUUUGAACUGACCUGUGAAUAUAAAAAUCGACGUUUUUCAAUAUUUUGAAUCGAUAAACCGAUUUAUUUUGGUUUCGACAUGUCAUUGAAUCAUUUUAUGAACCAGAUAUUGCGAGUGACUUAGGCCACGCCCAUGUCCACGAAUGGCCUGUUGACUGACAGACUGAUUUAUGACAGUGUAAAUAGUGCUCCGCACCAAAAAAAAAAUUUAACUUCUGAAGCGACUCACAGGCAUGCUAGCACUAUUGUCACUAUUCUCAGCCUGUGCAUAUUUCAUGUAACGCAUGCUACACAAUGCUACAGUUGUUUCUCCCAUCUCACUUUGGAAAAGCACCAGAGAUCUUUUUUUUUUUACUGGAAUUUUAAAAAGUUUACAUUUUCAACCAAUCUCUCAUCUGGUGAACUGCCACUUGUUGUUGUAAGAAUCAUCAUUGAAAGUCAGUUUCAUCAUAGUCACAUUGUGUCCUGCAGAAAACCCUGCUUUGAGGAUAUACAUUUGUCACCCCUCUCGGAAAUGUAGCAGUCACAAGUUCACAAGGAAGCAUACUUCAUCAGACACCACAUUAAAAUUCAUAUUUAUAUUGCGAUGAAACAUUCGCACAUGCAUACUGUAUAUGCCACUGCAUGCCCUAGAUGUGUAGCAGUUUUUGUAGCAAAUGAUUUAAAGGUGCGGCUUAGUUACAGUGUGAGCAGGUGUCAGUUUCACCUCAUGGUGGUGGGCCCCACUUUCCCUAAAAGACCUUCCGAGUCGCACAUAUCACACAAGUCCAGGGGUGAGUUUUACAACGGUUGAUUACCAUCCAAACAAUACGGAGUUUAAAAAAGAGAUAAACGUGAACAGGAAUGAGCUAUUUACAAAUAUGCAAGAUGUGUGUAUGUGUGUGUGCCUGUGUGUGUGAGUGUGUGUGUGCACCUUAAGCUCCUGUCAUUGUGUGGGUACAUUGGCUUCUCUGAGAUUAUUGUGUCAAAGGCCCCUCACUUCAGAUACGCAGUACAUAAAGAAACAUGCAUAACUACUGAUUCACAUGGUUUAGUCCAGGUGUAUCCAGUCUUGCCCUGACAAGCCCAGUGUGGUUGAAAGGCCCACCACACCAAGAACUACAGCUAUAAUGAUAACAGUAACGAUAACCACGUGAGCAUCCACACUGCUGAACGAUAACGUUCUGUAAAUAGUUCUUGGCUAUGACGUCUGCCAUUUUGCACGUGAUGCCCUGUAAAGUUGGAUGGAUUUUGAUUGGCUGUCAGUCUUUUAUCGAUCAUGCGUUCUUAUGGACAAAAUCGCCCUCAAAGUGAUCCCAACGAUAUUGUUCGUCACUGACGUUGUCAUUAUAGUUGUGGUGAGGACCAUCCACGAUUUUCAAAAUGACAUUUAUAGUUAUUGUUACGGUUAUCAGUCUUGGUGUGGAUGAGCCUUUACCUCCAUAAACCCAGUGUUUAAGCCCGCCGCUAACACAACUGAUCAGCAAAUGCUGGCCUUCAAUCUGGACCGAGUAGUUGAAUCAGUUGUAUUGGGCCUGAGCUGUAUCUGUACCAUCGCUGGGCCAUUUCGGAUACAAAGUGCGAGUGAGGGUCUGUGUCUACUAGCGCCGGGAAACGCUGGGACGAUACGCCCCAAAACAACGCUUAGGUGAGCUGAGAGAAAAAGCGGUGCACGUGGGUUAUGUAUCUAUGACAACAUAUCACAUAAACAUUCUAACGUAUACCGGUAGUCUGAGCGCUGUGAAAAAAGUCGCCAGCUGCAGCGCUUUCGCGAGAGGCGGCUGCAUGCGGCCGCGUACACUCUCUCCCUAUGGCAAACAAUUGAAAAAAGACGCUGGCGCUCGUAAAAGGAAGCAUAGUGGACACGGGCGAUCAUAUUCAAAUUAUGUGGCGUUGCGACAGGUGCAUUCAAAGCCAGGCAAAAUGGACCUCAGAUAAGAGAUGCAAUAGGAUGGCUCUGACUGGGUCUUUUCUGAAGAGAAGGAACACAUGACACAAAAGGAAAUGAUCUCGUGGAGUUAUACAUUAUGUAAAUUCUAGUUAUUUCAAGCUACUUAAAAAAUGCUCUGCUUCUCUUCCCUGCAAUAAUACGCGUGUCUAUGAUGGAAGCGUGGAGAUUUCACAGUGCGUUCAAAAAGCCAUGGAUUUGAAGUAUAAUUUUUUCUCAGUUAAAUAUAUUUUGAAAACUAUAUUUUAUAUUUGAAUGAAAUGGACAAGGAGUGAAAUAGAGAAUAUAGAGUGGAGUGCGAGUAUGUUAGAAUUAGUGCAGACUCCUCUACCCUGCUGUCUAUUCUGUCUGUCUGAGUGUCUGUCCAUCUUCCACUGGCCAUCCAUGCUUGAAACAGGAAGUUGAUGUCACACAUUAAGGGAUGUAUUCUGUGGAGCUGUUCAUGAAAUCCUAUGCUGAGUCACCCUGAUGCUGCCCAGCCCAUUCUGAGGAUUUGUCAGUAUGAGGAAAACUUGUAUCAAUGAAUUCAACGUAUCAGUUCAUAUUUUGUAAGUACACUAUGAAAUAUUUCAGUUAUUUGCCACUUUCAUAUAAUCAGCUAAAUGCAGCUAUGCAGUAUAUUGUAGCGAUUCUACUUGCUGUGUAAAUAAUGAUAAUUUCUGUAAAAAAUAGGCCAGUUGAAGAAAUAUCUGGAUUCCGACACCUGGUACUUCUUGAGCACACGGGAUGGCAAAGUUUUAUAUAGGCUCAUAGUAUGUAAUGUUAAGUAUGUGCACCACACACCCAGCUAGUUCUCUGAUUAGCUUGGUACAUACUUACCCAAUUUCUGCAGCUAGCUGGCUAAUGCCAUGCUUGACCUUGCCGAAUAUAGCUACUGUAGCUUAUUUACUGAAAGAGCUGUAGUUGACUAUUAGAGAGCUAUUGUCAUGACAACAGGCAUUGGCGAAGGUGACAUCACUGCGGAGACUCUUCGGAGGUCUCUCUCUGACUCGGUGAGAGGCUCUGCCUUUUUAACUGGGUGGUGAUCGUCACAGGGCCUGUAGCAGGAGCCUUGGCUGUGGGCCCUGGCUGUAAUGAGGUCAUAAGUCAUAAUUUUCCUCCUUAGUAUUUUCCAGCUCUCUACAGUACUUUGCUCUGAAUGGAUGAGAAUGCAUAUGUGAAAGUGCCGCUGAUUGAUGUUACUUUACGUUAAAUAUUUACAGUGUAUUUUGACAUAUAUUGAAAAUGCAUUCCUCGCAUUACGGAUUUUAUAUUUUGACUUGGAUUAAAGGAAAAGGAAGUGGCAAGGCAGGAGUGUGUAUGAUGACAGAUCUGUAAACUUUGUUUCAAUAAAUGUCCUGUUACUCUG